This is a messenger RNA of Aspergillus novofumigatus IBT 16806, 1140 nucleotides long. RefSeq lists its product as uncharacterized. NCBI's taxonomy places the organism in Eukaryota, Fungi, Ascomycota, Eurotiomycetes, Eurotiales, Aspergillaceae. Gene Ontology annotation, molecular function: phosphatidylinositol-3-phosphate binding. Gene Ontology annotation, cellular component: endosome. The transcript has 5 exons. The coding region runs from base 140 to 817 and encodes 225 amino acids. The record is from RefSeq and is a predicted model, not a curated record.
CUCAUUUUAGGUUGCAUUUCAUUCCGUUUUACUUACUUGUUUUAGUCGAAUAUUACAGAGUACCAGAAUUUGAUUGUCACUCUCCCUGUCUGGUUGCCGUCCGUGCCAGCACGUCCAACCCCUCUAGGUAGUUAAAUGGAUGGAGCCAGCGAAUGAGGAGACCGGUUCGGUGCCUCGGCCGCAGCCGUCAUCCUCUCCUCCCCAGUUUUCCACAUCCUCCCCCGCUGUCGAGAGAGAUACCAUUGUCGCUGCUGCGCUAUCCGACGGGGUUAGCGUGAGCAACGGUUCUGUCCUCCCACAGGCCCGUCAUGCCUCGUCCACUGAUCGUCCCGUCUCCGGUGUGAUUCCGCCGUACUGGAGCCACCACCGGAAUGCAUCCCGGACAUCUCAGAUCUCUUUGGAUCAGCCGGCCAUCACAUUAGAGGAUCACACUGAGGAUCCCAACUCGGAAACCAGCCGGGGUCUCUGGGCCAAGAGUGUCAUCGUUGAUGACUAUGCGGUUGUCCAAGGGAAGACUGGGGUAGGAGCAUAUGUGGUUUGGAAUUGCAGAAUACAAACCCUUGAUGGUGGUCCCAUAACUGUUCGCAUGAGAUACUCCGAAUUUGAUGACUUACGACGGCAAUUGCAAGCCUCGUUCCCACAUGCGAAGAACGCUUUACCAGCACUGCCUCCUAAAAGUGUGCUCUAUAAAUUUCGCCCUACAUUUCUUGAAUCCCGACGAGUCGGUCUGGAAUACUUCUUGAACUGCGUCCUACUCAAUCCUGAAUUCUCGGGUUCGCCCAUCGUCAAGGAGUUUCUCUUUGGUCGGAUGUGCUAGUACCAUCUUUCACUCGAUCGAUUGUCUUAUGUCGAAGUCAUCACCGCUUGUCUAUCACUAAACUUCCUAUUGCAUUGGGUUUAGAGGCAUUUAUGGUAAAAGUCGUCCGUCUUGAAAUACAUGAGCGAUGACUACAUCAUGAUACGGCCUCAUUCCAAGACUGCACUGGUGUCGGCUACCGGUACACAGUUUAGCAUGAUAUUCAAUAAAAAAGCCUACAUGUCACUGUCUGUCGUAGGUCAAGAUCCUACUUCCUACUCCUUUCCCUCGUGAGUAACCAUCAUAGCACGAGCGGCAUUCUGCUCCUCCUCGCGCGCCUUCUG